AUGAGUGAGACUAGCUCAAGCCGCAGGAGUGCGAGCAAAGACGCCGUUAGAUCGUACUUCGCUGGUAAGUACAACAAGGUGUUGGAUUCUAUACUGGAAGCAGAGGCAGCAAUAUCGAAAUCGCCUAAUAUAGCUGAAAAUUUGUCAGAAGGCUCAGCAAGUGGGAACUCUGAGAUGAGCCAUUCUUCUCUAGCCACUUCUUCCGCAACAAGCCAAGGAAUUAGCAAGAAGGAGUUACUUCAACAAAUUGCUGGUUCUCUGUUCAGUACAUCCAUUGAGCGGCUGAAGACCUCCCACUCAUCUGAUACGUCAGAUCUGCCAGAGUAUUCAGCAAAUUCUCCGUAUGAGGAGCAAGAAUGUAGUGAGUGUGAUGCGCACUUUAAAUGUUCUGCACACUUUGAAAAGGCUGCUGACUACUAUGAAGAUGAAACCGAAUUAGAACCGGCUCUAGAACCUACAACUUCCAACAGUGAAAAAGAUCCGUUUAUCGAUGUAUUUUUAGAUAAGCUGAUUUCAAGGCUGGUCCCUGAAAAAUUGCCGGAAAGGGAACAUUUUAGUAGCAACACUACAAUUGAGCAUGAUUUGGACACAGAAAGAGUCCCUGUGUUUUCUGCAACUACACUAGGUAGUAAUUUCAAGAAAUUGUCAAAGAAAAUGGGCUCGAUCUUUGAACUCCAAGACUCCAUAGUUCGUCUACUGACUUGGAGAAACCCCACGGGAACGGUGACGGCGUUAAUAUUAUUUACUUUGAUAUGUUUCAAUCCGAUGUACUUGAUAAUUUUUCCUGUCUUCCGCUUCAUUUAUGGUAUAGUAGUUCCUGGCUAUGUACGCAAACACCCUUUACAGAGAAGUAUAUAUCCUCUGAAACGGAAUCAUGGGUCAUCGUUGUUAUAUGAUGUAUGUUAUGAGGGAAAAAAUGAGUACAGUUGCGGCCAACAAUUCUUCUCUAAAUCCUUCAUGGACACUUUGGAAUCUAGGAACCAAGAAAUGGAAGAGAUAUCUGAAUUAGAUAAAAAGCCCGAAAACACACGAGAAUUAAAGCAAGGAAUGAAAGUGUUAAUUAAUUUACGUGAUAUGCAAGACAUGACUUCUGGUACCCUUCAUGUCAUCGAUGCCAUUAAUAUUUUUCUUGGAAAUUCUGCUAGUUUUCAAAACGAAGAGUACUCCACUAAACGAUUUUUUGCAGGAUUUCUUUUAGUCGUUUUCCUGAAAAUUUUAUCACCAUUGAUGAACUGGAGUUAUGUGUGUAGCGUGUCUGCUUGGUGCUUGUUGAUAUACAUGCAUCCAAGAGCUCACUUAAAAAUAGUUGAUUUUUUCAAGAGGGGAAAGAUGGGAAAAGAAUACAAAGAAUUGAAAAAGAGAGAAAAUCAGACACAUAACAUGAUAUUUGAUGAAACGCCAGAAAUUAGAUACAUUGAAAUUUUUGAAAUAUAUAGGAAGGGUUUACUGCCCGACGAGUGGAGGUUUUUUCGGUUCUCCAAUAGGAUUUUCGAUCCACAGGAUCCGUAUAGAAGAGCACAACAAUUCCCACCAGGUGUGGAUUCAUUGGCUGACGUUACUCCACCUCCACACUGGACGUUUGAUCCAAAUUUUAGCUGGAAAAUUGACAGUGAUGUACAUGGAUGGGUAAUAGAACGAGGUCUAAAUUUGCCAGUAACGGGGGACUUCCUAUUUGACCCAAUGUUCAAAAGGAGAAGGCUGAUACAUCGUGUUAUUAAGAGAGCAUCACCGGUAUCACAGUGA
This is a messenger RNA of Saccharomyces mikatae IFO 1815, 1743 nucleotides long. RefSeq names its product Pex28p (gene PEX28). Gene Ontology annotation, biological process: peroxisome organization. Bases 1 to 1743 code for a protein of 580 amino acids. NCBI's taxonomy places the organism in Eukaryota, Fungi, Ascomycota, Saccharomycetes, Saccharomycetales, Saccharomycetaceae. The record is from RefSeq and is a predicted model, not a curated record. Gene Ontology annotation, cellular component: peroxisomal membrane. The transcript has a single exon.